Molecule: messenger RNA, 2612 nt
Organism: Oldenlandia corymbosa var. corymbosa
Lineage: Eukaryota; Viridiplantae; Streptophyta; Magnoliopsida; Gentianales; Rubiaceae
Source: the annotation of a GenBank genome assembly
UUACCCUCAUUAGCCAAUAUACAUCUAAACUCUAAAGUCAUGUGUGCUUUGGUAAUUUGCACUCAUUCUUCCAUAUGGGCAUAUUUGAGUAAAACUUACUACAAACUCCUCCCUGCCUCAUCACAUGCACUCAUUCCAUACCAUCUUUUCAAGAACAAAGACAAAUUCCUUCUUGGAUUUGAGAUCUCUCUCUUCUUCUUCUCCUCCUUCUCUCUCUCUUUCUCUCUCACACACUCACACAGUAACACGCACAACCAUUUUUUUUUUUUUUUCUGGUUCUGCAGUAUCCUUCACUGGAUAUGAUAUGACCUGGUACUGUCCUGCAAAACCAAAACCAAAACCAACCGUUGGAUAUUCACGAGUCCAUCAUCUUUCUUGUCAAUUAUCUCAUCUGGGCUAUCUUCUUCUUCGCUGUUGAUGCUCUGUUUUCCUCUGUUUUUCUGCUCCUGCAUUAUUCAUUCAUGGCUGCAACUUCCACAACAAUUCAAGACUUCAACAAGAAUUUCGGCAAUGAAGUUAUGAACAGGCAGGAGAUUCAGGCGGCUUUAGCCAAAGCGGUGGAGCUCAGAGCUCUUCAUGCCACCUUGAUGCAGCAAGGUAGCAGCCCAGCUAGUGCUCACCAUAACAAGCUCUCCUCUGCUUCCCCUGUUUCCCACAAUGUUUCUCACCUCUCUGCACAAGAUUACCCUGUUUUUACACCAAGUUAUGAAGAAGAACCAUUACCAGGUUAUCAGCAAAUCCGGCUACAAAAUCGAAAUUAUGCCGAAAGUUGGGAUGAAUGUGGCCCGGAUGGAGAUGGUGAUGAUUGCAAUCUGUCUAGUUACAACAAUGCGAAUGCGAAUUUGCCUUCAAUGAAGGGAUAUCCCGGCGAUUUCAUGAACGUUGGAACGCGGGUAUGCCCGAAUGAUGAUCAAAGAUCCAUCUCAAACUCGAGUGCGAAUAAUAUUAAUCUCCAUAGAGUAUCACCUGGAGCUGAUUUCUGCAAGUCCAGAAGGAACAGUUUAGGUGACCUCAAAUCAGUGUCAUCCUGCAAUAAUUGCAGGCCGGCGAAAAUUCGCAGUGAGGAUGAUUUUGCAGCCAAGAGCACGAAGAGCAGUAAUUUCGUCGUCCCAUUGACUGAUACUCAUUCUUCUGUUCAUUCACAGCCUAAGAAUCGAGGAUUGAACUUGUUACGGUUGUUUCCCAGUCUAAAGAAGAAGAACAAGAACAAGAACUCGCCAAAUCGAUCAGAACCUGAGGAAGUGUCACAAAUUUUGAAAGAUUUUGGGUUGAUGUCGAUUGAGACAAUGAAGAAGGAGCUGAUGGAGGCGAAUGAGAGAAGAGACAAAGCCUUAUCAGAAGUUUCUGAGAUGAGAUCUUCAAUAGGGGAGCUGAAUCAGAAAUUGGAGCACCUGGAGAAUUAUUGUGAAGAACUGAAGAAGGCCUUAAGACAAGCCGCGCAAACAAAAAGCUCUCAGGUUGUUGAGAAACUCGGAAAUCUUUCGAAGCAAGGGAAAUCAAGUGAUGGGAAUGGCGAAAACAGGAUGCCUGUUAGUGAGGAAACUAUGGUUGAGGGAUUUCUACAGAUAGUAUCGGAAGCAAGGUUGUCGGUAAAGCAGUUUUGCAAGAUUCUUUUGGCGCAGAUUGAAGAGAAUGAUGACAGUUUAAGGGAUAACCUGAACAUGCUCCUUCAACCUUACAAUCUCUCCUUGAAUUCAAAGUACACAAGACCAAUUUUAUACCACUUGGAAGCUACAAUUAACGACGCCCUCUUUCAGGAUUUCGAAAACUGUGUGUUUCAGAAGAAUGGCUCCCCAAAGUUCUUGGAUCCUCAUCAAGAAUGUGUCGCGCAGUUCUCAUCUUUCGUCGCGCUAAGGAAUCUAAGCUGGAAUGAAGUGUUGAGAAAAGGAACAAAAUACUACAGCGAAGACUUCAGUAAGUUUUGCGAUCAGAAGAUGAGUUUGAUUAUUGCGACUCUGAAUUGGAUCAGGCCAUGGCCAGAACAGCUCCUCCAGGCAUUUUUCGUCGCGGCUAAAUGCAUAUGGUUGUUGCAUUUGCUCGCGUUUUCAUUCAAUCCGGCACUUGGGAUUAUUAGAGUUGAAGAGAACAGGACGUUUGAUCCUCAUUACAUGGAAGAUAUCUUCAUGGAUAAGCAAAAAGCUCAAGGUGGUAGUAGGGUUAAGAUCAUGGUAAUGCCAGGAUUUUAUGUGCAUGAUAGAGUACUUAGAUGUAAAGUUCUUUGCCGGUAUAAGUCUGUGCGAAGUUAAGUCAUCAUUCUUCAGAAAUGUAUGGAUGCUAAUAUGACCUGUAAUUUCAUCUGUUGGUUCUUAUUAGUUAUUACCAUGAGUGCAUUUCUAGUAAUCCAAACGCUGCAGUGAAUGAGGAAGGUAGUUGAAAAUGCUUAUAACUUUUGGUCUUACUGUAUAGCAUCUGACUAACUUUUGAUGGAUAAAUUAGGAGAAACGAUACGGAUAGGUGGAUGGAGGGUUGGAGUUUAGACUUAAGAGAUUGUUAUUACUAUGAGAGUAUAAGGUUGGAGUUUCACAUCCCCUUUGGGCAAAAAUGAAAUUAAGCACACCUUAGCUAAAUGUUGAAGCUUUUUUUUACCUAAAUUUUGAGAAAAUACUACGUUG